AUGCGGCCAUCGUCGCCACCUAGUUUUCCAGCUGACAUCUUGGAUGAAAGUCAGAGGCGUAGAAGAGGGCUUGUGAAACAGAGUAGCUUGGAGGAAAGUCAGACAUUUGAAGUGACCGAGUUUGACAACAAUGAGGACGAGAAGGCGAAGACUGAAGAGAGUGUCGAACAGUUCCAGAAAUGGCAAGACGUUCAGACGCUAAAUAGGAAGAUUGAUCGACCCAAAUUACCUUGGAAACCAAAAGUUCACAAGAAGGAAGUUGAUGCUUUCUUGAACGUCGCGCGCGAGAAGUUCAUAGGUUAUAGUCUUGAUGAUGAUAGCACCACUUUGUUCGGUUUACCAGAACCUAUCCAUGAAAGCGUUGCUAUUUUGAAAGAACACACUUACGUAUCACUCUCAGAGGUGCAGGUACAAAACGAAGAAUCUCUCAAUAGAAAUCCUCUCACUAUGAAGGAUGAGAUAGUACAGACAAACACUGAGGUGUUGUACCAAGCCAUGCUGCCGAGCCUACCGCAAUACAUGAUCUGUUUGUUGAAAAUUCUGCUAGCCACUACUUCCAGAGGGAAAACGGCGAAUGACUCGAUAAAUAUCUUGAGCGACGUUCUUCCAAAACAGUUGCCUACGACAGACUUUCAGUCUGUUUUAGACAUUGAUAUAAACCGCCACAAAGAAAUCAUUGUGAAAGCUGUAUCAGCAAUCUUGAUUCUGCUAUUGAAGCAUUUUAAAUUGAACCACAUCUACCAGUUCGAAUUCAUGUCUCAACAUUUAGUGUUUGCGAACUGUAUUCCUCUCAUUUUGAAGUUUUUCAACCAAGAAAUUGUGAACUAUGUCAAAGCUAGGAACAGUAUCCCUAUCAUCGACAUACCCUCUUGCAUUUUGAGCGAUUUUCAACCGGAUAUAAAUGGCGGUAUCGAAAUCGGUUCAGACACAAAAUAUUGCUGGAGAAAUAUAUUUUCUUGCGUUAACCUCCUACGUGUGUUGAACAAACUGUGCAAAUGGAAAAAUUCUCGAAUAAUGAUGCUAGUCAUAUUUAAAUCAUCGCCGAUUUUAAAACGUACUUUGAAAAUUAGACAUGCGAUGGCUCAGGUGUAUGCGCUCAAGUUACUCAAAAUGCAAGCAAAGUACCUCGGCAGGAACUGGAGAAAAUCGAAUUUGAAGACUGUUAGUUUGAUAUACCAAAAAGUGAGACACCAUUUGACGGACGAUUGGGCUUAUGGGAAUUUUUUGGAUGCCAAGCCGUGGGACUUUCAAGCAGAGGAAAUCACUUUGAGAACCGCUGUGGAUAAAUUCAACAAUCGCCGGUACAGCAAAAAUAAAGAGGAUGAGUUCGAAAGCGUUGAUAAUAAUCUGAAUAGCGUUCUCGGAAUGGAAAUGGAUUUUUCCGACGGCUUUCGCAAAAAUUAUCAUUUAUGGCUGCAAGAUGAAGUGUACAACAAUGAAAUAGAUUGGGAGAAACUAUUUUAA
Messenger RNA from Acanthoscelides obtectus, 1464 nucleotides. The record is from the annotation of a GenBank genome assembly. NCBI's taxonomy places the organism in Eukaryota, Metazoa, Arthropoda, Insecta, Coleoptera, Chrysomelidae.